Molecule: messenger RNA, 1089 nt
Organism: Helicoverpa armigera (cotton bollworm)
Lineage: Eukaryota; Metazoa; Arthropoda; Insecta; Lepidoptera; Noctuidae
Product: exosome complex component RRP41
Exons: 7
Coding region: 160-912 (250 amino acids)
Biological process (GO): nuclear mRNA surveillance; U4 snRNA 3'-end processing; rRNA catabolic process
Cellular component (GO): nucleolus; nuclear exosome (RNase complex); cytoplasmic exosome (RNase complex)
Source: RefSeq, a predicted model, not a curated record
UCCUUCUUUAAAAAAUAGGAAGACCAUAGAGGACAAGACCAGCCUGCGCGGAACGGAACUGCGUAAUUAUAUCGAUCGAUCAACUAUCAAGUACGCGCCAAUCCGCCGCGCCGCCGCCCUCCGUAAUAUAUAAAUAAAAAAGAUCCGGUGAACACAAAGAUGGCACUGUCAUUAGUCCACACUGAAUUGGUAUCCAUGCAAGGCCUUCGCGUCGAUGGGCGCAGGCCUCACGAGCUCGCCGUAGUAAGGUGCAAGCUCGGCGCCAGCUCCACGCCCGAUGGGAGCGUGUACUUGGAACAAGGAUGUACCAAGGUUUUGGUUGCUGUUUAUGGGCCCCACCAAGCAUCCAAAACAAAAAUGCUACCAAAUGCUGUAGCACUCAAUUGCAAAAUCAGCAUUGCUAGAUUUGCAACAGCCAUGAGGAAAAGUGAUCCGGCAGAUGAGCGAAAAGUUCUGGAAAAUAUGUCUAUGAACUUGAAGCAGGCUCUCUUGGCUACCCUCAAAUCAGAGCUCUAUCCUCGCUCACAGAUUGAUGUGUAUGUUGAAGUGUUACAGGAUGACGGCAAUGCAUUCUGUGCGAGUGUAAACGCGGCCUGUCUCGCGCUCAUUGACGCCGGGAUUCCCAUGAGAGAGUACGUGACUGCGUGCUCCGCUUCCAUAGCGAUCACAGAUGACCAGAAGCAACAUCUUCUGGUGGACGUCAACAAAGGCGAAGAAGCUGCAGGCUGCGCUGUGUUGACUGUCGCCUGCUUGCCUGAUACGGGAAAAAUCGCUGUUCUGGACUUGACUCACAGAGUCCACAUGGAUCAUUUUGAAAAGGUGUUGAACACGGCUAUACAAGGAUGCAAAGAUAUUAAGGUUGUGUUGGACAAAGCUCUGCGGCAGUAUUUAGCCGAGACCUGGCCGCAUUAAACUACAAACGACUAUGAUCUUGUUUCUUGUGUUAAUCUUUUUUUUUAAUGAUUGUUUGCUGAAGAUUAGUAUGUUUGCGUGGCAUUCAUGAUUUGACCAGCUUUUAUUUAGCUUCUACUUUUUGUAAGAUGUAUUUAUUCUUGCGUUUAGUAAAGGUAGAAUUCCGUGGAUAGCGGC